UGUGGUUCGAAAGCCUGGUUGCAUGGUAUAUUUGCAAGUUUAACAUCAUUGUUUCCCCUACAUAUAUAGACAUCCAGGCUUGCUCAACACUAAGGAGACACUGUUUCCUGCUCUGUUAAAUCAUUCUCCCAGAUCUUUCUCAAACACAUACACUCUCAAUCUCUCUAUCUCUCUCUUCCCAAUACACAUCUCUUGAACAAUUAUCCAUCAUGUUCGGACCGGCUCAACUCGACGAAGCGACCAUAAAAUCUAUCGACUUCAACCGCAACUCCCGUCGCAUGCUCCAGGACAUGCGCGAAAAGACCUGGGGCUGGGUCGUCUACCGCACAACCUACCGCUCCGACCCCGCGUUCCACAAAGCAAUCGAAAUCCUCACUUCCUGGAUCAAGGCGGGAGUCUACGAAGAUCUUCACGAGUACGGCUUGGAAAACCCGGAUCCCACGCCCAACGAUCAGCUCUGGGCGCGCCACCAGCUGACCGUGAUCGAGGAGCCAGCCAUGCUGAACGAGGCUUCGUUUGACGCAGUGCGGAGGCAUUUUGAAGGCUGGGUAGAAGCUCAAGAUAAGCAAGAUGCAUGGAACAAGUAUCGCGCGUGCUUGGUGAUGGAUGAGGUGGCUGUCAAACGACUGGGCGAGGCAAUGAUGCCAGAGGAGCAUCGGGAGAAGCAUGGGGAGCGCUGUUAUGCAGAGCUGCGGAAAUGGUUUGUUCCAGCUGUGGAGGCAUUUCCAGAACUUGAAGAGGGAGAGAAGACUAAUUUUGAAGGGUGGAUGAAUUGUUCAGUCUUUAAUCUAAUACGGCUAUGGACGUCUUUGGGCGAUGGGAUGUACAUGGAAGAUGCCUCAAAUGAGGUCCAGGAUGGGGUGUACUGAGGGCGAGACCGGUAGGGUUGCUCAGCGCUGUAU
Molecule: messenger RNA, 902 nt
Organism: Paecilomyces variotii
Lineage: Eukaryota; Fungi; Ascomycota; Eurotiomycetes; Eurotiales; Thermoascaceae
Exons: 1
Coding region: 210-869 (219 amino acids)
Source: RefSeq, a predicted model, not a curated record